Coregonus sp. 'balchen' is the source of this 14214-nucleotide messenger RNA. NCBI's taxonomy places the organism in Eukaryota, Metazoa, Chordata, Actinopteri, Salmoniformes, Salmonidae. The record is from the annotation of a GenBank genome assembly.
AGGUUAUUGAACACAUCCCUAAAAAGGCAACGCUCCAGCCCUGUUUCCAUGGUAACAAAACACUCAGCACAGUCGGACGUUUGUUUUGUCACUCGCUGCCAGCUAGCUCAAAAUCCAUACUCGGGUUUUCUCCGCUCUCUUUUGCCGGUGUCCAGAUUUGCAACCGCUGUAUAGCUGGAAAUGUAAGUAAUGUUUUGCAAUGACAUCACAUUAACUUACUAGCUACCUACACUUACAUCCAUGUACUAAAACGAACACGUAUAGAUACAGCUAACUAGCUAAUGCUAGCUGGCAACGCCUUAUUGCGCUAAGCUAACAUCGUUACCGAGCUAGCCAUUUGGCCAGCAGUGUUGGCUAGGAUGACAAUGUACUGCGUUCUUUUUCCAUCAGAAAGACGACAGUAGACAUGAACACUGACACAGAUCGCCGACAAAACGACAAUGGCAAGUACAGAGGGUCUUCAAAUGUGCAAAGCUGACUAGCUAGCUAACUUAGCUAGCAUAGCUAACUACCGUUAGCUGUGAAGGCCUAGCUAAUACCUCUGACUCUCUUGGCUAGCUAGCUACACCUCUUAUUCUAACGAGCCUCUAAGAUGUAACGUUACCAGGUGAAGGUGCUAGCUAGUUGAAGUAGCUAACGUUAGCUAGCGAACUAGCUACAACUUGAAGAAAAGCCUUAUAAUUGUGUUUGUGUUUUUUAGGCGUUGCCAAUGGCGAUGAUUCAACAAAAGCUGCCCCGACCUCCCAGAUUCCUGGGCUGUCUGAAGAUGCUAACAAUGGUCCUGAGGAGAGGUCUAAAGGACGCCGUUCGGGAGUUAAUGAGUCCGAUUCUGCUUAUACUAAACUGGCUAAACAAGGAGGACAGAGGGGUAAAAACUGUAUUCGGUUUUAACUAGAAGUAACAAAGAUUAUCUCCCCUUUCAUCUGUGGAAAUAAAUUAAGUUAUAGCUAGCUAUCUGUCUAGCUCAUAGACUGUAAAAAGGUGCAGCUAGGUAAAAGGACACACCCCAUCCAGUUUGGAAGGAUGGCCUAGCGAGACUACUAACGUUAACUGGCAAACUCACUCGCUAACUAGCAAAUAACUAGUAGUAUUCCAGGGGAUCCAAAACGUUUUCACUCAGGCCCCCCUUUCAGCAUAGGGGAACAUCCCGCAUGACAGGAGGAAAACUGAUGAUGCACUACCCAAUUUAAAAAUUGCAGCUUGUGCAUACUACUAUUACAACUUUAAAGAGUAAGUUGAAAGCCGGACUGAGUUCCUUUAAAAAGGGAGCCCCUGCUGAUCCCUGGGGCACGCCCCACAGUUUGGGAACCACUAGUGUACAACAUUGAUAACCAAGUUCUUUUCAUUCAUUUACAGGUUUAUUGUGGCACGAGGAGACCAAUUUGGACACCAAACCUAACUCUGCAUCAUCUUACAAAGCUCCUAACUGGUUCUCUGGAUCUCCAAAAGCUCAAGAGCAAGCAAGGUAAAGCCAAAAAGGCAAAUUAAGAUGAGAAUAAUGAGUCACUCUGGAAUUAAAAAGUAAUCUAUUUGUGAAGGUAGUUUGUUAGUAAUUUAUGCCUACUUAGCUAGGCCAAGAUGGAUUGUGUGCAUUGAUCAUUCAAAUUGCAUAUUUGUUUAAGGUUGUAUGGCAUGUACCCUAUUGUAAAACGGGUGUGUUCAGUUUAUUAAAUGUUUUGCUACAUUGCGUGACGGUUUGUACCGAAUGACACGUUUUCCCCAAACGGUGCCCACCGUUCUUCAACAGCCUUUGUAUGUUUGUAUGGAGUGUGGCCUGAUCAAUAUGGGCGCGGUCACCAUUUGAAAUCGCAAAACUCAUGCAAGACACUGUAUACACAUUCACCCUCUGGGCCACCGUUAUCACAACAUCCUUCAACUAGUCAUUCAGAACAGCACCGUCUCUGUCGUAUCAAAGCGUCUGCUAAAUGACUUAAAUGUAAUGUAAAUGUAUCAAACAUUGCACAUUGUUGAGUCCAGCUGAACGCAGCCCAGUUAUACAGGCUAAGGCUAUUAUUAGUAUAAUGGAUUAUUUGACAUUUGUACAUUUUGUCUUUCUUCCAGCCCAACUGAGAGCUUCCAAAACUACAUGUCAACUAAUGCUCCCUUUGGGAGUGAUAAUAAGUCAACUUGGGAAAGGGACUUUGAUGACAAAGAGAAGGUAAAUGGAGAAAUCCUUGCAAUUUCACUUCAGCAAACUUUUUUGGCAGUAUUAUCACCGGCCUAGUAUCAUGAAAAGCUAAAUGAUUUUGGCGCAGUAAAAAUAAUAACAAUAUUAGCGAACAAUGAAUAGGGUUCUCAGACUUAACACCUACUGUAUCUAGUAAACUUAUAACCAACCACUAUACCACCAUCUUUGGCUAUGUCAACCUUUGUUGCUGAAAUGUAUUUGAUUAGCGUCAAAUUGUCACUGGCGUUUACGAUAUUUGAAUUAUUCUAGAUUUAUAAGAUUCCUCUCUUGCUGUUGCAGGGAUUGAGUAGAACGUGACCAGUAUGAAAAAUGUAUGCACUCACUAAAACUGUAAGUCGCUCUGGAUAAGAGCGUCUGCUAAAUGACUAUAAUGUAAAUGUAGGUCCAAUAGAAGCAGAUUUUUGCCAACUGAAUAGGGGGUUUCAUCUCUGUUCAAUCCUGACGUGAUUCCAGAUGAUAAAUUACUAUUCAAGACACUUUUGGUUUUGCUGUCAGAUCUCUCCCAACAGCCAGAUGGAGAACUUGUCUAUAGCAUCAGGAAAGAAUGAAGAUGCAGCAGGCAAUUUCAAGAAAACGUGAGUGACCCCUUUGAAAUAUUUGCACCAUAUAUCCACAAGAUGGCAAUGUGCUACUUUUUCAUUCACAGCACAGAAGAGUGCAGCUCCAGACAGCUUGGGCACCUUUACAAUAUGUAACUCUUUGUUAUAGGCUCAAAGAUUCAGUCAUAUAUAUAUAUACUGUACAAAAAUAUAAAGGCAACAAUUUAAACGAUUUUACUGAGUUACAGAAAUGAACAUUCAAUUCUCUGGCAACAGCUCUGGUGGACAUUCCUGCAGUCAGCAUGCCAAUUGCACGUGCCUUCAAAACUUGAGACAUUUGUGGCAUUGUGUUGUGUGACAAAACUGCACAUUUUAGAGUGACCUUUUAUUGUUCCCAGUACAAUAUGCACCUGUGUAAUGAUCAUGCUGUUUUAAUCAGCUUCUUGAUAUGCCACACCUGUCAGGUGGAUGGAUUAUUUUGGCAAAGGAGAAAUAUUCACAAACAGGGAUAGUCUACAAAUUUGUGUGCAUAAUUUGAGAGAAAUAAGCUUUUUGUGCGUAUGGAAAAUGUCUGAUCUUUUAUUUCAGCUCAUGAAACAUCGGACCAACACUUUACAUGUUGCAUUUAUAUUUUGUUCAGUGUAUUUACAGUCAAAUAGAAAUAGAGGUCAAACACAUGACUUCAGUAUGUAAUUCAUAUUGAUUGUUAAUGAUAUGGGAUUCUUUGUACUGUAAGGAUACAAAUAAUUAUAAAGUACUGUUUUGUAAUGUAAAAAAAUGGUAACAGCAUUUCUGUGAUCAUUCUAAAAAAUACUUCAUAAAUUGUGACAGUGUUUGAAGUAAUAUGGGAAAAAUAUAUAAUAUGUUACUGGUUUUGAUAGAACAGGGGCCAGCUCUUAGGCCUAUGUAGGAUGAACAUACUGUGGAAACAAACUAAGCUGCAUAUCGCCCCAAAAUAGCCAUAAUAUUGUGUACUUGUUUACUGCACACAUUAUAUAACUCCUGAGUGGCACAGUGGUCUAAGGCACUGCAUCGCAGUGCUAACUGUGCCACUAGAGAUCCUGGUUCGAAUCCAGGCUCUGUCGCAGCCGGCCGCGACCGGGAGACUCAUGGGCGGCGCACAAUUGGCCCAGCGUCGUCCAGGGUAUGGGAGGGAAUGGCCGGCAGGGAUGUAGCUCAGUUGAUAGAGCAUGACGUUUGCAACGCCAGGGUUGUGGGUUCGUUUCCCACGGGGGGCCAGUUUAAAAAAUAUAUAUAUGUAUUCACUAACUGUAAGUCGCUCUGGAUAAGAGCGUCUGCUAAAUGACUAAAAUGUAAAUGUAAAUAUAAUGAUAGAACCAUGCAAACAAAUGUUGGAAUAGUUUUUUGCACAUAAAAUGGCCCUAAAAUAUACAAAUGCAAAAUCAAUUUUAUAAAUAAAACAAUUUGCCAUAUGGAAACACUGUGACAACGGUAAUUCGUAAACUACAAAAAUCAUAACAAAUGUUGGUUUCUAAUAUAAAGUAGGUGUUUGAAUUAUAAUUGUAUCGUUCUUAUUCAUUCACACUCUGAAAUUAUGUUUUCUUGAAAUAAAGAAUUCACUCUGGCCGUAUUUUUAGUUUUACUAAUGGAUAUUAUACAUUUAAUUGUACUGUAUUAUCCAUAUGUAUAUAAAUACAUUGUUUGGCUAUAUGUUAUCUUUACAAAAAAAUGUUAAAUUCAUAUGACUCAUGCCAAUAUUACUUUAAAAUUACAGAAAAUGACUAUUUCACUGUCUUUUGCCUAAGACUUCCAGGAACCUCCCACUUGAGUUGCAGUGCCAUCGCACAGUGUUUUCAUUUGGCAACAAAUACAUCUGAUCAGUUUCCUAAGAACAAAUACUUGGAAAAUCUGAUUUAAUGUUUAAUAUCUCUUGAGAUUGAGUUUCCAUUUUUUAUUGAAGGAGAUAUGUACAGAUAGUUUUAUGAGAACAAUUUGUGGAGCAUUUCAAUAACGGCUAGCUAUUUCUGCGUUCGCGUCUAGUCGGAACUAGGAAACUGACAUUUCCGACUUGCUAACUGGUUGUAGUUAUACAAGUGCUGCGUUCAACCAGUUAGCAAGUCAGACAUUUCAGAGUUUCCUUAUUCCGAAUAGCACAUGAUCGCGUCAUGUGUGCGGGAGAGGAGGUGCAUGUCAUGUAAGGGUGGCAGGUAGCUUAGUGGGUAAGAGCGUUGUGCCAGUAACCGAAAGGUCGCUGGUUCUAAUCCCCGGGCCGACUAGGUGAAAAAUCUGUUGAUGUGCCCUUAAGCAAGGCACUUAACCCUAAAUGCUCCUGUAAGUCGCUCUGGAUAAGAGCGUCUGCUAAAUGACUAAAAUGUAAAAUGUAAUGUGACUUCACCAAAGGACAUCAUUGGCUAGUCUAAGGCCCCCCCCUUUUGUCAAGUUCAAUGGUGUUUGUAUUUCUUCAUUCAUGGAAGCAAGUGGGUGAAGAGAAAUGGUAUGUUGCCACAUGGCAACAUUUAUGCAUCAAAUGUGAAAAGUAGACUCAUUUACCAAGCUCAACAGUCUUCAUGAGUGUUAAUUAAAGCUACACUCUUGGUGUAUUUGUGUUUCAGCCCAGCAACCCCGCUACCAAUUGAUGGGGCUGAAGAAAUGUAACUAUUUUAACAUUUACAGACCGCUUUGGAUGCAAUUCCAUGAUAUCAUCAACAUAGUUUUUAAAAUGUUUGAAGCUAUAUAUUGUUAACAAACGCAUUUGUUUAAAAACAAUGGAGUAAAGCAACAUUAGAUUUUGAGUUAUUAAGGGUUAAGACCGUUUUACUCACAAGCUCGAGGCAAGUUAUGUUAUGCAAUUUUUAUUACAUUAUUCAAGAAUCAAUAGGUAUUGGCCUCUUUUUAUUUUGGUGACCAAAAUCGGCUGCAAAUAUCCCAGAUUGCACCUUUGUCACUCCAGAAGCUUGCAGAUUCAAUGUGCUGACAAUAUUCGCUGUGGUAGUCUUGGAACUGGCCUCCCUAGUUCUCAUACAAUAUAGCACUACCCAAAACUCCUGCCCCACACCUUUUAAGAAUGGAUAAGGCCGCUGUGAUGUGGCCAAGGCAUAGAGUUAGUUAAAUGACUCCUCUUUCUAUCUGUCCCAUUAUGGCAUCUGUAACAGCACGGGCAGCACCAUUGAAGCCAUCUCCAUUUUGAAGUAGUCAGUUUUCUUCUUCUUUCGUGUUUGAAAAAAAGCAUAAAGCUAAUUAAUGGUGAUUUACCACCACCUGCAGUGCUGGUGACCUGAACCCAAUCUUGUCAUUGAUUUAUUGUGGACACCAGAUGGCGAUGACAUUUACAAACCAUAGUUAACUCAAUUUGAAGAAGUAGACAAUAGUGAUGCGUGGGUCAGCUGUUUGUUCACCCGCACCCACCCGCAAUUGCUAAUAACCCAUCCGCAACCGCCCGACUAUAUGUGAUAAAGUGAAAAUCUGGGACCCUAACCCACAAAUAGGCCGAUAGAAAAUGUGAUGUACAGUCAGACGGCAGAACAAUUUUUCGACAGGGUGUGCAGGAUUUCUUUUUUUAAGACUAAUUUAGAUAUGUUUCUGCUUUUCAACUUGUCUAUAAUUAGAUACAUGCAGCUUUUCUUCUGUCAUUACUGCCCUAGAAGACUAAAUACACCCUGAAUAAUCAAACAUCAAUGUCAUGUCAUUAAUCGACGAAUUCAAUCUAGUUGACAUUGUUAAAGUUCCCUUUCAUCUCUGCUUCUCUCCUGCAGCAGACAUUUAGGGACUGGAAGAAAAUGCAAUAACCCCCAAAUCUACAAAUGACAUCAUUUUGACUGGUUUUAAGGAAAUGAAUAGCAGUGAAAAAUAAAUAUUUCUGAUAAGAUUUAAAUUAGUCUUGGAUGCAUAUUUUAUGUGGUUGAAAUACUAUCAGCUUUUAGGACGCUGAUAAAGAUGGCACCUUUACAGACGGUCCCUAACCGCGCAUUCAUUCUUUCAAGAUGCUGAAAGAAAUCACAUUUCUCCAUUCCUGUUCCCGAGUCAAAAUGUACAUUUGGUGUAUCAUUUUACUGCAAGAAAUGCUUAAUUCUGCAGGAGUUAAUAUUAUAUUAGGCUAAGUGAGAGGUUAUACAGUGCAAUGAAAAAGUAUUUGCCCCCUUUCUAAUUUUCUCUACUUUUGCAUAUUUGUGAUACUGAAUGUUAUCAGAUCUUCAACCGAAACCUAAUAUUAGAUAAAGGGAACAUAAGUGAACAAAUAACACAACAAUUACAUAUUUAUUUCAUAAACAAAGUUAUGCAACACCCAAUUCCCCUGUGUGAAAAAGUAAUUGCCCCCUUACACUCAAUAACUGGUUGUGCCACCUUUAGCUGCAAUGACUCCAACCAAAUGCUUCCUGUAGUUGUUGAUCAGUCUCACGUCGCUGUGGAGGAAUUUUGGCCCACUCUUCCAUGCAGAACUGCUUUAACUCAGUGACGUGUGGGUUUUCAAGCAUGAACUGCUCGUUUCAAGUCCUACCACAACAUCUCAAUUGUGAUUAGGUCUGGACUUUGACUAGGCCAUUCCAAAACUUCCAAUUUGUUGCUUUUUAGCAAUUUUCAUGUAGACUUGAUUGUGUGUUUUGGAUCAUUGUCUUGCUGCAUGACCCAGCUGCGCUUCAGCUUCAGCUCACAGACGGAUGGUCUGACAUUCUCCUGUAGAAUUCUCUGAUACAGAGCAGAAUUCAUGGUUCCUUCUAUUAAGGCAAGUCGUCCAGGUCCUGAGGCAGCAAAGCAUCCCCAAACCAUCACACCACCACCACCAUGCUUGACCUUUGGUAUGAUGUUCUUACUGUGGAAUGCAGAGUUUGGUUUUCGCCAGGCAUUACUGGAACCAUGUCGUCCAAAAAGUUAUACUUUUGAAUCAUCUGGCCAUAGAACGUUCUUCCAAGAGUCUUGAUGAUCAUCCAGGUGCUUUUUGUCAAACUUGAGUCAACUUUUUGGACGAGAUGGGUCCCAUUAUGCCUGGCGAAAACCAAACACUGCAUUCCACAGUAAGAACAUCAUACCAAAGGUCAAGCAUGAUGGUGGUGGUGUGAUGGUUUGGGGAUGCUUUGCUGCCUCAGGACCUGGACGACUUGCCUUAAUAGAAGGAACCAUGAAUUCUGCUCUGUAUCAGAGAAUUCUACAGGAGAAUGUCAGACCAUCCGUCUGUGAGCUGAAGCUGAAGCGCAGCUGGGUCAUGCAGCAAGACAAUGAUCCAAAACACACAAUCAAGUCUACAUGAAAAUUGCUAAAAAGCAACAAAUUGGAAGUUUGAAUGGCCUAGUCAAAGUCCAGACCUAAUCCCAAUUGAGAUGUUGUGGCAGGACUUGAAACGAGCAGUUCAUGCUUGAAAACCCACACGUCACUGAGUUAAAGCAGUUCUGCAUGGAAGAGUGGGCCAAAAUUCCUCCACAGCGACGUGAGAGACUGAUCAACAACUACAGGAAGCAUUUGGUUGGAGUCAUUGCAGCUAAAGGUGGCACAACCAGUUAUUGAGUGUAAGGGGGCAAUUACUUUUUCACACAGGGGAAUUGGGUGUUGCAUAACUUUGUUUAUGAAAUAAAUAUGUAAUUGUUGUGUUAUUUGUUCACUUAUGUUCCCUUUAUCUAAUAUUAGGUUUUGGUUGAAGAUCUGAUAACAUUCAGUAUCACAAAUAUGCAAAAGUAGAGAAAAUUAGAAAGGGGGCAAAUACUUUUUCAUAGCACUGUAGACCUACAGUCAGUGUCCAGUUUUCAGUUAGGCUACAAUUCCCUUGACGUGCCAUAUUUGAGAAAAUAAUAAUAAUAUUUGAAGUCCCUGUCUUUUGACUCUCGAAUUUGUGUAAUUCAUCACACAUAACAUAGUCGGCACUGCGAUCAUCCUCUUUUACCACUUCACCAAAUCUUUCCCAAACAUUACUUUUCUGGCCCUCCCUUUCAACUCUCCAUUUCGCCGCUUUUCUCUUAUUGAAUUAAACUCCAACAUUGUCCUUUUUGCCUCAGUGGAGCGACGUUAUUUCCUCCCCCCAAGUUCCCAAAAGCACAGUUAGGCCCUAAAGCUAAGGCUUGCGCACUAACGGCAGAUAAAAAUAAUGAAAGAAAAACCUCAGUGUAGCCUAUAGACAUGAAUUGCACAAGAAAUAUAUUUAUGGAUUUUAAAUGCAUUGUUUUCUCUUUAUUCAACCCGCCACCUACCCGCCCUUCAGGGGACUGCGGUUAUGAGUCACCGCCCUACGGAUAUAACCGCGGGGACUGCGGGUUAUGAGUCAACGGGUUAUGAGUCACUAGUAGACAAUGCUCUCAACAUUGUCUGAUCGCUCCCAACCCAUAGGAAUCUCCACCCAGUUAACUACUGAAAAAUGGUGGAAGGCCUUAAUGGUAAUGUCCAUACAAAUAUGGGUCCUCUAUCUCUAUGGGCCAAUGCCAUACAUGCCUGUCUGCAAACCUCCCAUGCCUGGCUGCAAAUAAUACUGAUCAAAGAGCACAGAUGUCCUCACAAACCGUUCAGCUCAGUUAGCAAUAUGAACCAAUACAUCAACAAACAGAUCGCUAGCUUCAAAUAGUGUGAUGACAUGAUCACCCCCUGACUUAGUUUUUGCUUCCAAUGUGGUCAUUACUCUACAAUUCAAGUCAUUGUGCAAAUGUUUUUUAAAUGUGCCACCUGUCAGUGACCUGUGACAUUGACCUGUCAAACAUGGGCCUACAGAUGUCUCUUUUAAGCAUAUAGCAUGAUGUCAGAGAUGGCAAAUAGCUACGGCUACACAGUCAAUAAAUUAUUAGAACCAUAAUGAAUAACAGGACAUUUUAAAAUGUAAAGAUAUUGUUGAUCCAUUUUGUAGGGUAUAAAAACAUGUAUUAGUUCAACUGUAGCUCAGUUAGAGGUGUUUUCAGGGUCCAAAUUCAAUGUUUGCUGUUAGUGUACUCCCUCUCACCAUAUCAAUAUUACCAUCAGCUGACUGAUUCUCCCACUGUUUUUAUGGUUGUUCUGAAGUUUUAUGGUUAUGAACCCUCCACUAGCUCUAAAUGUUCAAGAGCUCAAUGAUUUUUACGUUUUGUUUCCGCAUUUUGUUUAGGCCCCAUUUUGCCUCCCGCUGUUUUUUAAAUGGUUGCCUUUUGGUCUUGCAGAUCUCAGAAAUCUCAGAAUUCGACCCCUGUCAACAUGUCUACGCUCUUGAGCUUCGGCUAUUUAGAGGACAAGAAAGGGGCACCAAAUACGCAUUCAUCAAGUAAGUAGAUGUUAGUGACUGUGGGUUGAUGUUCGAACUUCAAGGUAAUUUGAAUUCAAUUGGCAAUUUGUCUCAUUGCUCAGAAGCACAUGCCCCAUAGACUAACUAAUAAAAUAUUGAAUGAAUAUCAAGUAGUAUAGAUUAUUUUUGAUGACAAAUCAUGUAUAGAUCUACAUAAUUGAUACAAAGGGCACCGAAGUAAGGUUGCAAAAUUACAAUGCAUGUACUGUUCAGACAUGAUGAUAUGCCUGUCGGGAAAAUUGGAAAUCCUGACUUGCAUUGUUAUCUGUGAUCAUGGGGUGGGACAGCAAAUGAAAAUGUGUGGGGAAAACGCGCACACACAAAUGAACUUGUGUGUAUUCCUGCAGGUUCCAACGAGUAGAAGGGAGCAAGGGCAGUGGCGCACGACUGACUCCUCAAUGUUCUCCUCCACAACGUUCCUUCACCAGGUUUUGCCUGUUCACAACCGCAUAUAGGUGAAUUAAAGCAGUUUGUUUUGGUUCAAGUCAGAGUUAUAGCACUCUUGUCAUGCUACAUGUUUAUGCUUGUCCCAAGAAGUAUACACAACUGCAAAAUUAGAUUGCACUCAGACCCGCUCUGUUCUGUGCCUGAAGUUGUUGCUAAUGAACUGCAUUUGCACUGUAACACUAAUAACAGCUAAUGUACUAGCCUGAGCUAUGCUCUUGUUCGUCUGUUGUAGUUUUGGGAAAGAUUGUUUACUUUUAAAAGGUGUCUAUGGCUUAGAAGGGCUCCUCUAAAAAUGCCUGCUGUUUGAAGUGUUAUGUGUUUUUUUGUGCCUCGUUAUGGUUGCUAUAAAGAUUUGUUUUAAAAAAAAUAAAUGUGUUGUGCAUGGAAAUAUUGGAUGUGUUCUCAUUCUCUUUGUGUGCUUAAUGAAGCACUCGUCACUAUUUGAAAUGGCACCUAGACAUGUAUUUGUUGAAAUGUGACUCAUAGCUAGAUUGCUCCAGAGACCUGUGAUCUCUGAAUUUACUUAAUUGUUCCUUCCUCUUUCCCACUGUCAUCAUAGUAGAAAUUAUGUUCUACGGAUGUAAUUGACACAGGAUACAAAGUGAAUAUGCAAUAUAAUUGGACAUGUUUCUCCCCAUAAUGAUUAAACAAAUGACUAGGAUAUGCGGCAUAUCUGAAACAUCUGGUUAAGGUAAUAUAUUUUGUUGAUACACACACACAGUCAAAUAUUUGUGCACACUCAAUUCGUUUGGAACCUGAACAUCAUGAGAUCCCCAGGAUUCUGUGAAAAUUACAUAAGUCUAGCUCGUGUUUGAAAACUUGCCAGGACAUAGUGACGUUGUUUAUGUAACUUCAUUCGUCACGUUUUUUAGAAUGGUUGAAUGCACCUGGCAAUCAGAACAUUGACUUGGCUUUUUACUAUUUCACUACUUUUCAAUGGCAUGGCCGUUGUACAGGAUUUUACACCACUGAAGUAAUUCAUAGGUUUUCAAAAAGAUAUACUGUGUCGAGUCAUGACUUUGGAUCUGGGCCAAGUAUUUGUAAUGUUUGGAACAGUGUUUGUUUGAGAUCAGUUAACGUUUCAGUGGGAGAGACUGGACCAGACAGUCACUACCCCUCUCUCCACAACCAAUCACUCCUGAGAGAGGUCACAGGUCAAAGCUAUAUCAGCCCAAGAGGCAGAGACAGGCAACGCGUAUUUGGGAACUGCUACACAGCACAACAGAAUAUUACCCAUUGAAUUCAGAAGAACCUUUCUAGCCUGAAAGGUAUGUGUUGCACUUGUGGCUGUAUGUAAUAUUGUGCUUAUAGUACAUUGUGUGUAAUAUUGUAGCUCUAAGUAUUGUGUUUAUAAUAUAUCGUGUUAUAACUCAACAGUUGAUAGUAAUUAUACAUGUUUUCUUCAUAUUUAUUUUAGUAUACAGUGAACAACAGCCAUGUCACCUAUUUUACUGAACGGUAUGGGGAUUGUCAAUGACCAUUCUGAAUAUAUUGAGUGAGUAUAUGUAUUUUACUUUGAGGUUUUAUUACACUACUGGUUAUUGUUCUGCACUAGAGAACCUUCUGUUAUGCAAUUCUCAUGUGCUCUCUCAUAUCAAUGUUAUUACAGACCCGAGGUCCCUUUCAAGAACCCCCAGAUCCAUGUCAAGAACCCCCACUUGGAUACAAUGGAAGAGGACAUUCUCUAUCACUUCAACCUGGGGACCAAGACCCACAACCUGCCUGAAAUGUUUGGAGACAUCAAGGUUUGUGAAAGUUGCCCAGACAAAAUAUUUGCAAUACCUGAUUACGAAAGCUAGUCUCAUAGACAGCGGAAUACAAUGGUCUUUCUAUCUCCCCAUUAAGUUUGUGUGCGUCGGUGGCAGUGCCAAUCGGAUGAAGUCCUUUGCCCAGUUCAUUCACCAGGAGCUGGCCUUGCCCGGAAACAUGGAUGACAUCACAGAUAUCUGUGAGGGAACCGACCGCUACUCCAUGUACAAAGUGGGACCCGUACUUUCUAUCAGUGUAAGUAUUGCACAAUGGAUACAUCUCCCUCACACAAGAUAAUGAUCUGACUUUCGAUAGCCUGUAUAAGACUUUAGAACUUGAUAAGUGAAGAUACUUUAUGUAAGCCAGUGACUGACACCUGAAAUGAUGUAAUAUUAUCAAAUGUUUGUCCAGUUCGGUGUAUUGCUGUAUCUUAUAAUAAUUGUUUGGAUUUAUAUAGCGCUUUUCCACCUAGAUGCUCAAAGCACUUUAUGGCACCCACCUGGGUGAUGCACAGCAGCCAUUUUUGUGGCAGAAUGCAAUUCAACGUCUAUUCCACGUUGGUUCAAAGAAAUGUCAUUGAAAUGACGUGGAAACAAUGUUGAUUCAACCAGUGUGCCCAGUGGGAAGAGUGCAUGUCGACCUGAGUUGCUUCCCACUGCACAGCUGUAUCACUGUGUCGCCGGCAGUAGCUAACGUGGCCAAAUGUUUUCCUCCAAGUAAGGUAGCAGCCUUCAUGAAAAAUAAUUGUUAAUUUGGUAAUCAUCUGGAUGUCACUGUGACCGUCUACUCGUUGGAGAGAGCAUGCACGACAAGUCGGUGUUUCACAACACCAGGACGUAGUGUCGUUCGCCACCCCACCUGCGAUGCACUGCUUUCCCGCAGUUCUGUUAACGUUAGUCAGUAAAGAUUGUUAACCUCACCCUUCUGUCUCUGCAGCAUGGUAUGGGCGUCCCUUCCAUCUCCAUCAUGCUCCAUGAGCUCAUCAAGCUGCUGCAUCAUGCCCGUUGCAUCGAUUUUGUCCUCCUCCGCAUUGGCACCUCCGGUGGAGUUGGUAAGAGCAUCCUCCCCUCUUCCAUUCUUCUUUCAAAUGUUGAUACACAUGUUUAUAUAAUUGAGUGCCACUGCUCUCUAAAUCAUGUCACUGGUGUCCCGUCACAGGUCUGGCACCAGGAACAGUAGUGGUCACAGACAAGGCGGUGGACUGUUUCUUCCGUGCCCAGUUUGAGCAGGUGGUUCUAGGUAAGGUGAUCACAAGGGGCACAGAGCUGGACGUGGGUGUCUCCAAGGAGCUGUUGCAGUGCUCCUCCGAGUUAGAGGAUGUGCCCACCGUCAUCGGAAACACCAUGUGCACCCAUGACUUCUAUGAAGGUAACCCCAUCAUGUAUCUCACCUCUGUACGCUCUGCUACACAAAAGCCCUAAGUUAAAGAUACAGUCUGCAAGUUGUUUUGUUUUUCGAAACGCAGACUGCCCCUUUAACUUAGGAUGUACGUUCCCAAUGUUGCCUCCUGGCCUUGAUCUAACCCAGUCUGUUUUCUGUUGUGGUCCACCAGGUCAGGGUCGGCUGGAUGGAGCUCUCUGCUCCUUCUCCACUGAGGACAAGCUGGAGUACCUGAGGAAAGCCUAUAACACGGGAGUCAGGAAUAUUGAGAUGGAGUCCACUGUCUUCGCAGCCAUGUGUCGUGCUUGUGGCAUCAAAGGUGUUAUUCCAAAUACAUGACUGUCCCACUGUCUCCAAUGCCACUAACUUUGACAGAGAGAACCUGUAAUCAAAUAUGUUUUUUCUUUGUUUUGCCACUUUUGCAUGAUUUUUGUUUUACAUUGUUUUGACAUUUGUAACAGAUUUCACUUUUUCUCCACAGCUGCAGUCGUAUGUGUGACUUUGUUGAACCGUUUCGAUGGGGACCAGAUCUCCACCCCUCAUGAUGUGCUGGUGGAGUACCAACAGAGACCUCAGGUUCUGGUGGCCCACUUUAUCAAGAAACACCUGGGCCUAAUCGUCUAAGCUCCCUCCGAUCACCUCUGCUGCCCAUGAAGUGUAUAUAGCUACAGACCCAACCGAUAUGUGGAUAUAUGUAUAAACAUGUUGAUAUGUGAUAAGAUAUU